AUGAAGAACUUCCUGGGUCUCGAGGUGGAUCCUGGGGUCCAGCAAGCCCUGCCCCUCCUGCCUUGCUGCAGGGCUGUGUUUGGAGCUGUUCUUCCAGGCCAGCUGCUAGUCCCACCCAGUGCUAGUCCCCUGACCUCUCUGUUCACAGAACUCAGUGGUGUGAGGAGCAGCUGGGAAGACACGUACUUGGGGAGUCUAACUCCAUGGAAUCAAACUUCAAGCACUGACUUCAUCCUUGUGGGUCUCUUCAUGGACACCAAGCAUGCCGCUUUGCUCUACACCAUGAUCUUCAUAUUCUUCUUGCUGGCCCUGGCCAGCAGUGCCCUCCUCAUUGCCCUGAUCUACUUGGACCUCCACCUCCACACGCCCAUGUACUUCCUCCUCAGCCAGCUGUCACUCAUGGACCUCCUAUACAUAUCCAUCACAGUGCCAGAGAUGCUUGUGGGCCAAGUCAAUGGAGAUCACACAAUUUCCCCCUUGGGCUAUGGGAUCCAGAUGUUCUUCCACCUGACCCUGGCUGGGGCUGAGUCCUUCUUCCUAGGAGUGAUGGCCUAUGACGGAUACGCUGCCAUUUGCAGACCUCUCCACUACCCACUACUGAUGAGCCCAAGGGUGUGCCGACUGCUGGCAGACAGGUCCUGGUGUGUGAGGAUACUGGAUGCCCUGCUGAUCGCCCUCAUUACCCUGAGCUUCCCCUACUGUCAGUCCAGGAGAAUCCUGAGCUUCUUCUGUGAAGCCCCCACCCUGCUCAAGCUCUCCUGCUCCGACAUCUUCCUCUACAGCUUGCUCAUGUACCUGUGCUGUGUGCUCAUGAUCCUGGUCCCCAUCCUGGCCAUUUUGGGCUCCUACACCCUGAUCCUGUGCCUCAUCCAAAGGACAAACUCAGCCAAGGGCCACAGCAAGGCCUUUGCCAUUUCCUCACACAUAAUCAUGGGGGUGCUAUUCUAUGGAGCCACCCUCUAUGCCUACAUCCUUCCCAGCCCCUACCACACAGCCCGGCAGGUCACGAUGGGGUCUGCCUUGUAUACCAUCAUUACGCCAGUGCUGAACCCUCUCAUCUACAGCCUGCAGAACAAGGAUGUCGCAGGGGCCCUGAGGAGCAUGGUUCAGUCAAGAGCAAGCCUCAGGAGUGCUGCAAGAGGGAAAGCUGGGGAAUGA
Molecule: messenger RNA, 1158 nt
Organism: Cavia porcellus (domestic guinea pig)
Lineage: Eukaryota; Metazoa; Chordata; Mammalia; Rodentia; Caviidae
Product: olfactory receptor 2T3-like
Biological process (GO): G protein-coupled receptor signaling pathway; detection of chemical stimulus involved in sensory perception of smell
Cellular component (GO): plasma membrane
Molecular function (GO): olfactory receptor activity; G protein-coupled receptor activity
Source: RefSeq, a predicted model, not a curated record